This is a messenger RNA of Dunckerocampus dactyliophorus (ringed pipefish), 7531 nucleotides long. RefSeq names its product zinc finger protein Xfin. Gene Ontology annotation, biological process: regulation of transcription by RNA polymerase II. The transcript is spliced from 2 exons. Lineage: Eukaryota; Metazoa; Chordata; Actinopteri; Syngnathiformes; Syngnathidae. Gene Ontology annotation, cellular component: nucleus. The record is from RefSeq and is a predicted model, not a curated record. The coding region runs from base 4107 to 7034 and encodes 975 amino acids. Gene Ontology annotation, molecular function: RNA polymerase II transcription regulatory region sequence-specific DNA binding; DNA-binding transcription factor activity, RNA polymerase II-specific.
UAUGUCUUCAAGCAACACACCAUGUUCAGUCACACAAUUGGAGCACAUCUUUUCCUCGACAUGCUCCGUGAUUCGCUUCAAUCUGCCAGUUAUUGUAAAAACAAGUGUAUAUGUGGUCAUAGCCGUUGUGUGACCCCCAUCGGCUCACCGGAAGUGAAGCCAACUACCUCUAGGUCGCGUGGUUGCAACCCAGCAAUAUUUCGUGUGGGACCAUUAUUUUCCAGCACUGCCUUAACUCUCUUGGGCAUGGAGGUCACUCGAGCUUCACAGGUUUCUUCUGGAAUCUUCUUUCCCUCCUCCAUGACAACAUCACAGAGCUGGGGGAUGCUAGAGACCUUGCACUUCUCCACCUUCCGUUUGAGGAUGCCCCACAGCUGGUAAGUAGGUUGGGAGACAUGCUUGGCCAGUCAGAUCACCUUCACCCUCAGCUUCUGUAGCAAGGAGGUCAUUGUCUUGGAGUUGUGUUUGGGCUUCUUAUGUUGGAAUACUUCCCUGUGUCAGGGGAUCAUACUCUGCUUUAGUGCGUCACAGUGCAUGUUGGAAUUAAUGUUUCCAUCAAAGAAAUGUAGCUCCCCGGUGCUGGCAGCACUCGUUCACCCCAAACGGGGACACUCCGACCACCAUGCUUGACAAAGCGCACUUUUCUUUGUACUCCUCACCUGGUUGCCACCACACACACUUGAUUGACACUAUCUGAACCAGAUAAGUUUAUCUUGGUCUCAUAAGACAACAGAAUAUGGUUCUGGCAAUCCAUGUCUCGGUUCUGAUUGUCCUCAGCAAAGUGUUUGCAAACUUUCUUGUCUGGUCUGAGCACUGACAGACUGGUCCCCGACCGCACUGCAUUGAAUUUUUCGGUGUACCAUUGUGAGGCCUGUUAAAGUACUGUAUGGCCUUGGCAAUCAAGCUGUGGCUCAGUUUCAGGGUAUUAGGAAUCAAUUGUUAGCGAGAGUUUUUUGCCAUGAGAUGCUAUGUUGAACUUCCAGUGACCAAUAUGGGAGUGUGUGAAAGUGAUAACACCAAAUUUAACACUCCUGCUCUCUAUUCACAACUGAGACGUUCUACCCCUAACAAGUGACACCUGGGAAGGUCAAUGGGUACAGUUAAACCUGUCUUCGCGGCCACCUGUAUAUAACGGCCACCUGCCUAUAGCGACCACUGAAAAAUCCCCCGCAGAAAAUGUACGUGUUAUAGACCCUGUGUAUAGCAGUCACCUGUCUAAUGCGACCAGCGGCCACCCAUUUUGUAUCCCUUGGUCAAUAUCUGACCGCAUAUAGCGGCCAAAAUACCGACUGAAGUAGAAGCUUCAUGCAUGAAAAGGUUUCGUUUUUUAAUCAAUGAAGCCGUCAUGUGUAGACUUUAAUUACUGAGUCGUAGCUCAGUCACAAUCAUUCACAAGAUCCACACAAACUGUCAGUUGUUCCACAUAAAAAAGCCGUCUUCUUUUGAGCUUGUUGCAGACAGUGACACUGUUUAUUUCUUGGUGUGAGACAAUGUGCACUGGUCAAUACACUUUAAUCGCAUUAUUAACAGCGGAGAACACUGCAGGACUUUACAUUCACGCCAACAUCCACACACUUCCCAACUCUCUCGACACUCACAGCUAGCACCCAGCCUAGCUCUCCUGCUCGUGACGUCGCACCGUCACUUCCCGUCACUUCCCGUCACUUCCUGAUGAACUAAAGCUGUAAAGACACUCUGCCCCGUAUAUAGUAGCACAGGUUUGUUCUGUGGGUGGUGUAGAAUAACAAGCCUAGUUUUUCUUUGCAACUUUUAUCCGCAGUCCCACAGUGCCCUCUACUGGUCAACAUGUAACAGUAUAAUUAUAUGUAUCCGCAAACACAAUAAGCUUCUAAUCACAGACAUGUUAAUAUGUGCACAAAUUCAAAAUGGCCACCAACCUGUCUAUAACGGCCACCUGCCGGUUGCGGCCACUUUUGCUGUUUCCCUUUAGUGGCCACUAUAGACAGGUUUGACUGUAAUUGGGCCCAAGUUCCACAUUUUCACUUAGGGUAUACUAACUUUUGUUGCCAGUGGUUUAGACAUUUGUGGCUGUGUGUUGUCGUUUUAAGGGGACAGUAAAUUUACACUGUUUAUCAAAGCUGUACACUGACUACUUUACAUUGUAUCAGUGGUGUCAUUUCUUCAGUUUUGGCCCAUGAAAAGAUAAAAUACAAUAUUUGUAGAAUUGUGAGGCAUGUACUCACUUUUGUGAGGGACUCGCACCUAAACAACAAUGGAGGAACAUUGGGCUGUUUUGGUCAUAGGUCUUUAAAAUGUGAGGCGGGCCUCACAUUGAGGUGCAUCAUCUUGAGAAAAAUAAACCUCUUUUUCAAAUCUGCCAGGCUAACUUCAGUUUCAUCAAAGUGAAUUAACUGAAAAAUGAACUGAUAUUUACUUCCUACAGCGAGAGCAAACAGUGGGGACCAGGGAAGCCCCAACCAUAUUAUAAUCUCCGAGGUGGCCACACAUAGAAAACCCCAGGUUUAUUGUAAUCCGCCUGGUUGAACCAAUGUCCUUAGAUUCAGAGUUGAGAGCGCUAGUCACUGAGCUAGAAGCCUGAGAUGUCAACUCAUUGUCCAGCGAUGUCCCAAAACUCAGGGAGUUAGUUUUACCAACAUACUCUCGCACAGUUGCACCAGUCAGCCCUGUUUUUCAAGGGAGGGGAUCAUGUUCCACUCAAGAGUAUCACAGUCUAUGGUGGAAUUCAUGUCUCCUUCAAUGAACCAGCUCUCCUCUGAGCUGGCAGCAUUCAUGUAGCCCAUGGUCAUGAUCACUUGUGUUGCCAGCUAUUUAGACAAUGUCUGUGUAGAGUCAUUUUCAGUGGAUGAUAAAUCUAUGUCCAGGUGUUCGACUGCCAACCAAUCCAGGGUGUAACCUGCCUCUCAUCUCAAGUCAGCUGGGAUUGGCUCCAGCUCACCUGUGACUGAGUACAAAGGGUAUUGAAAAUGGAUAGUACAUCUGUACUGUUAUACAAGCUACACACUCACUCGUGGAACAAAUCAGAGACGGGCCAGGGGCAGGGCAAGUGACCGGGCCCUUUAAACCCAAAAGUAAAGCUCAUGAUAACAUCAUUUUACAACGUACACAUGCCUGCAACAGCAACGCCACAGAGAGAGACUGUCAUUUUGAAGUCCAUCAAACCGACAUUAACUGAUCUUGUAUAACAAACCAGGAGAACAAGAUCAUUAGACUACAGAGCCCCUCGGGGGCCCGGGCCAGGGGUGCUGGUGUGUAUACUGACUACUUUGUCCAAUUUUCGUUUACAUAGUACUAUAUUUUGAGAAGAUGUAAUAAAAUGUCUGCUGAAAUGUGAGGGGAGUACUCACUUUUGUGAACUACUGUAUAAGACAGGUGGCUGGAGAACUUUACGACCAGCUCUUCGAUCUUUGCUACACUGAUCUGAAGGUGGUGUCUUUAGGCUGCCAUCAACAAGGGUCAGUUCUGUGUUCAUGUUCAACCGCAGAGUCAUCAGAGAAGUUCUGCAGGUGACAGUGAGUGGAAGGGUUCAAGAAGUCUGCAAUGUGCAGGGUGAGAAGCAUGAAAAAAAUCACAUUAAGCCCUUCCCCCAUCACUAUUUUCAAAGGGUUCUUGGAAUUGUCCUGCACCUGACAUGUUUACUUCCUGGUUGUCAAACGGUGUUAAUGAUUGAAUAAAAUGGCCGACUUCGUUUGAAUCAUGUUUCAGUACAAACUCAGUGCUUUCGCUGGAUCAGAACAGGAAGAGAUACCCGUAGGCGGGCUGUGGCGGUCACGUGAUCAAGACCUCUCCAAGCUGCCCGGGAACAGGAACAGCAGCCUAGAGACCUCGCAACCAGCGCCGCAGGAGCGCGUCUACCGCGCAUGCGCCACGUCAGAUCCUUGCCUUUAUACCCGGCAGCUGGAAGCCACUCUUCCUGCUCCUGCACCUCCUCCCCUUCUGUUGGGUAGCUGGCACAUCUUCACAUUUGUUGGCGAUCAAGGGGACCCCGGUACAGGCACAUCUACGCUGACAGAUGUUUCCGGAACGAGCAUUGCGUCAGUACCAUUGUGUCUCCACCUCAAGGGCUUGUAACGUCCAUGCUGGUGUGAAGGGAAACUACUCUACAUGAACACUCCGCCUUGACUGCCAUGAUGCUUGGACUCCAAGGAAAUACGUCACCGUCUAAAUCGUAUCGUUGCGUGGCAUGUUCGGCCACCUUCAAUGGUCUGGCCGCCUUGCUCGUGCACCAGGCUACCCAUGCCAACACACUCCCAAAGAUCAGUGCUCCUCCUUCGACACAGCCUGACAUUACCCCACCUGACACUGUGAUGGCCAGCCAAAACUCUUCCAGUGACCCGUUGCAGAGUCCACCACUAUCUUUAUUUAUCUGCGAUUGUGGAGAGGAAUUUCAAGACUUCUGUCUUAUGCUUGAACAUAAGCAAUUGCAUGCCUCUCAGGCACAGCAACCCCGAAUGCCAGACGGGGCAGGCCUCUCAAGUGUGUCAGGGUCUAAUAAUGGUCCUACCAGCCAGAAUGUAACACUAAGCCCAAAGACAGAAUUGGUCCCGAGUUUUCCCUCGACUUCAGGGUUGCCACUUGUUCAAAAAGAGCAUGAAGAAAAUGAAAUACUGCAAGAUGGUGAUACUGUUCCAGUGACACCUUCACAGAAAUAUACCAUCACUCCAGAAUUUGAUGGACAACAUGAACAAACAUCGGCAACAGGUGAGAGCAUUUCAGAUAUCGAAAGAAAUUCCCAGGACUUGGAAACGUCUUUUCUCAGUGGCGACGAGGAAAAAUUGGCCAAAAAUGACAAAAUAAUGAAAAUGGUGGCAUCUGCAUACAUGAGGUGCAACUCGACAUCUCCAUCUCCAUCUCCAAACGAGAAUGAGAACAAUAACAUCAUUACCCUCAAACAAGAAGCCGUCCCAGUUGAUAUAACACCAGUCCCAGUCCCUGAACCUGAACCUGAACCUGAACCUGAACCAGAACCUGAAUCAGAACCAAUCAAUGAUCUCUCUGUGGCAAAGCUGAGACGACUGCUUGCGAAGCCUGGCAUCAAGACCAGAGCUCCAACCAUUAGCAGCAUUAUCGACUCCAGCAGGAAGAAGAUAGUCUCUUUGACAAAAGUGCUUUCACCUGUUGUGGUUCUUGAAACCCGUCAGAUGCUCAGAGAUUCUAGCAAUAAUGGCCUGUUUGGGAAAUAUCAAUGCGGUCGCUGUCGCCGGACCUUUCCAAACUCGGACCGACUAACUGAGCAUCACUUCUUGCACAAAAAGGAGAGGAUUAAAUGCUGUCGUCGCUGCAAACAACUCAUCAUUGGGAAGCUGCCUUUCACUGACAAUCAUGUAUGCACUCCGUCUGGGAAAACGCCUGUGCAGCUGUCAAGCACAUUACCAUUAGCUCCAAAAAUAAUGCCAUUCCACAGCUUAAACAAUACAAAAAAAUCCUUCUUCUGUCCGGUAUGCAAGCACAACUACGCCCGCAGGUACAACUUGAAAAAACACAAGUGUCAAGGCCCAAAAGCACCCCCCAUCCAGAUAUCUCGUUGCACCACUGACAGAAUGCUAGCCUUAAGAUCAAGCAGUAAACCCGUAGGACCUGGGGAUGAUCACGUUCAAGUUGCCAAGAAUGUUUCUGUUGGCACUGAAAUUCCCAGUCGGAUCAAAGUAGAGGUGACCUCUACCACUUCUGAACAGUAUGACGUUUCAGACAUGGCCUGGUGUGGCUUUGCCAAAAGCUACCCACCGUUUACGUCCAAGUCUGCCAUGAGGGAUCAGCACAGCGCAAUGGAAAACAACUUGGAUGCAGAGUCGGCUCAUAAUGACAGCAGCAACGAAGGCAAGUGGACAAUGCCCCUCGAUGAUGAAACUGAGCUCCUUAGCUCCUCACAAAAUGCUUGUAAUGAUAGUACCCUGGAGGAGUCUUUAGAGACAGACGCAGUGGCUAACCUGAGUUAUUUUGUCAGAGAUGGUAUAAAACGUUACCCUUGUCACAGGUGUCAGAAGACCUACAGUCGGCCAUCUACCCUAAGCAGGCAUUUACGGCUCUGUGGUUUUCGACCUCGGGGUCCUGGAACUGUAUUACAGAGUGGUAGCCAGGGCGUGGCUUCACAAAACAGUGGCACUAGACCAAUGUUUGCUUGCUUUGUCUGUGGAAAAUCCUUCAACCGCAAAGACAACAUGAUGGUUCACAGGCGGAAAUGUCAGUUGCAACAGACAAACCGAGAGCUGUUGCAGCGCAGUUUGUCAGGUGGUGCUAAAGACAGCCCAGAUAAUGAUUCAAACAACUGGGGAAUCAUGUCCCUUCCCUCAGUGCUGCCAAGGAGAGUGACCUGCGAGUGUGGGGUUGGAUUUACAUCUCCCAGACUGCUGCUGGAGCAUCUGCAAAAGCACGCACAGGAAUCCUACACUUGUCCAACCUGUGGAGAGACUGUUAGUUCCUGGGCUGACUAUGAAGUGCACCUGCAGAUCCACAUGCAUCCUCAUCACCAGCUGCUAAAGGGAAUACAUACACAGCGAUCACAACCCCUUCUGUUACGGAUCCAACAGCAGCCCCUUCAACAGCAGCAGAAGCCACCACUACCACCUCCUCCACCUCCACCCCCACCUGUGCAUCAGCCCCAGCAGAAGCAACAAGCCCUCGGGCGUGCAAACAUGGGGAAAAAGCGAACUGUAUGCACACGGUGUGGGAAUUCAUUUGCCACCCGAUGUUCCCUUCGAAGGCAUUUAGCAUGGAACCGAUGUAAAGGCGGGCGUGCUCAAAAUGCUCCCAAAACGUAUCGCUGUUCCCGCUGCAACACUGAAUUCCCAAACAUGGUUAGUCUUCUCUUUCACCAGAGAAGUGGUGCUUGCAAACCCGCCAUCAAGCCUGUGCGUUGCCCAGUUUGCCUUCGUUGGUUUGGAACUGUCGACACUCUGCAGAGGCACCUCCUGACUCACAAACAGUCUGAGUCACACCGCUGUGAUAUUUGUCACGGCACAUACCCAAAUCUGAAAUCACUGAAAAACCAUCGCAGGAGGGUUCAUCACAUCAUGGCUGCAAACGUGACGCUCGAGUCACAAGAAUUAAUGACUUAAUUACAUCUGUUUUUUGUUUUUUUUUUACGUACUUGUAAAUGGAUGUGAUGGAUUUCAGAAAACGCCACUUUUUUGCUUUCUACCUGUUUUUAAUGAUAUAAAUGGAGUAACAUUGUACAGACAGUGAUGUUUUGGAGUUUUUUUUUAGAGAGAGAAACUCUUUAGUUUUUAAAGUAGGUUACUGCUGUAAAAUUAAAUAUACCAUAAGUGUACACCCAUUCUGUCACAUUAAGUUCUGUGUUUCAGGUUCAAUGUUGUAAAUAAUUGGACUUAAAUUUUAUCCAAUAGUUGGAAUGUAGCUUGUUCUGGUGUUAUUAAAUAUACCAAUUCAUGAAAGCUUGGCACGUUUAUUUAUGUACUACUUGAAAGCAUCUAAAGCAGGAGUUUUGGAUGUGUGGCACAGUGAGCAUCCCUUCAAGCGAAUUAUGAUACAGCCUUCAAAGGACCUAGAUCCUGCGGUAAAUGAACCAAACAUUCAGAGAGUCCUCCUCAAGCCG